UCACGUGACUCCCGGCGCACGUAAACAUAAGAGGACGCGGCUGUUUACAAACACAUCGUAACUCUACAUCUGCCUAAGCGUUGGUAAUUCCGUUCGGAAAAAAACCCCCGAGAGGAUGGAAAUUGGAAACGCUCGUCCUUAUUUCUUUGGAGACAUCGGCUGCUGGUCAGAGAGAACAGAGGUGCACAAGGCGGCAUGCCUAGGCCAGACGUCCCAGCUGAAGCAACUCAUCCAAAGCGGAGCUUCAGUCAACAUGGUGGCGGUGGACUCCAUCACACCACUCCACGAGGCCUGCCUCCGUGGACAGACCCAGUGUGUCCGGCUGCUGCUGGAUGCUGGAGCCCAGGUGGAUGCGAGGAACGUAGACGGGAGCACCCCGCUGUGUGAUGCCAGCUCAGCUGGUAGUUUGGACUGUGUUCGACUCUUGUUGGAUCGUGGCGCCAAGGCAAACCCCGCCCUCACCUCCCGCACGGCCUCGCCCCUCCACGAGGCCUGCACGGGAGGAAACUCAGACUGUGUGAAGCUCCUGAUAGCUAUGGGUGCCAGUCUGGAGGCGUACGACAUUUACUAUGGGACCCCGCUGCAUGUGGCCUGUGCUAACGAACACAUAGACUGUGUUAAAGUGCUGCUCAAUGCAGGUGCUAAAGUGAAUGCUGCCAGACUACACGAGACCCCGCUGCAUCACGCUGCUAAAAAAAUGCGAGUUGAGAUGGUAGAGAUACUGGUGGAGUUCGGGGCCAACAUCUAUGCCAGAGAUCUGCAGGACAAGAGACCUGUCGACUACACUACACCAGGCUCUCCCAGUGCAACCUGCCUACGCUCUUAUGAGACCACCCCAAUGAGUCUACAGCAGCUCUGCAGGCUGGCGGUGAGGAGGGAGCUGGGCACCAGAGCUCUGAAGGUCGUAGGUCAACUGGAGGUACCAAAACUCAUCAUCAGCUACCUCUGCUAUCAGUGACCAGGAGGAGGGGCUGCAUCCAUGUUCAAAGGAAGCUUGAAACCUCAAAGAACUGCUGCACGAUACUGAGAAUAACACAGCAGGGUCAUAGUAUGAUCAUAGUAGAUACACAGUUUAGUGAUAAGCACAAUGCUUCUUUUCAAAUCUGCACUUUAAUUUCAUGGCAUGCAAGUAUAAAGUUCCAAAGUGGGGCCGAGACAGAGAGGAUAUGAAGUCCUGUAUUUGCCUCAAGUUAAAUGAAUUCAUUGUGUUGACAUAAUUGGAACUAGGUUAAAAAAUGCCUUUUUCUAAAUACAUUUUUUGGUGUCAGUGGAAGAUAAUUCCAUAAUAAGCUGUCAGCAUGUUGUGAUUUAAGUGGUCUGAGAGAAAACUACUUCUUGAAAAAUCAAAGCCAUGAUGGGAGACUUUGGCCAAAGGCCUUCCUAUUGGCUGCACAUCUGAGUGCACGUCCCAUUAUGGUGAUUCAGUGGCGGAAAAUGCUGCAGAAAGUGUCUAUUCAAGCAUUGGCAACAACUGCUGACACAGCAAAGAAAUCCAUAAAAGGAAAAAAUACUUUUAAAACCUGACAGAGACCUCAUAGUGUACCUGCGUGUACACUAAAAAGUCACCCAUUCCACCACACAACAACGGUCCUCGUCCAUAUCAGAAACCAACUUCACUUGGCACUAUUUUGUGUCUUGAAUAAGCCAGUAAAUACAGUGACAUUGCGUAGUAAAAUUACAGUUUUGUGACUCUGCCAGCUUGCUGGAACUAUCUAUUCUACUGUCAGAACCGUCCAGAACUCCCACACCGGAGCUCAGAAAGUAGGCUAAUAGCUUUGCAUCCGUGACACUACUGGCAAGUUUUUCAUACAACUUAAUGUCCAAAAUCCCGAACUGUCCUUUUAACCUGCUGACUGGCAAUGAUAACACUAACAUAGAGUCCAAAGUGUCUCCUCAACAGCAGUUCUUCACUAGCUGCUGUUGAUAAACACGAGCAUGUUUUAUGAAGGUGAUUUCUGUAACUUAACAUUAGAUAGUGUGUAUAAAUUACAGCUAUAAAAGUCUUAAAUAAAAUUAUGUUUUCAGUUUAUUAAACAGAAGCGUAACUUGCACUACAAGAGAAGAGUGUGCUCCUAAAAGUAGAGAUCAUUUACCAAGUAUCAGAGCUCAGGGAAAGGAAGAAGACUAAUGGCAUCAUUUUUGGCAACAGAGGCAACAUCAGUAGUUUAUUGCUCGACUAAAGGUUGUGGGAUUGAAUCCUGGGCUUGUCAGAAAAAUACAUUGUGUCACUAACCUCUACUGUAAAUGUUGAGUAUCAGAUAAAAUGUGAAAUAACUGAGACACUGCUCAGUCAACACCCCCCGGAUAGCAAAAGGGUGUUUCUUUUAAAAAUGUACCAUCCAGAGGAAUAGCGAGCAGUGUUUCUGUGACAGCAGCACUCAGAGUGACACUCUCCAGAUGCUCAGAUUCCUGUGAUUCACACCCCGCGCCUAGCGACAGCCUUUGUUUCAUAGAGUUUUUAAGGAGACGCUGAUCCUGGCUGUCUAUUUAUAGCUCUGUGUCUGAUGCUCCACUAAGUCUGCUUCCAGAGUGCUCAGCGGGGUCUUAGUAUUUUUAGAAGGAGGUGCAGGAAGUUGUUUAUGAAGUCCAUGAAGUGCUCUAGGUUGCUUUAUUUGCUCUCUUCAAAGUUGACGUGUCCUGUUUUGAAAGUUUUGGAUGUAUCCAUGGAGGUUGAGUCAGGCCAAACACCUGCUUUAUGAUAUUUGUUGAACAUAAUUUACUCUUUCACACCAGAACACUGAGUGAGUCAGAGUCAUGGAGCAGCAUAGAAGUCAUGUAUGUUUAAGUCCAGGCGUUUUUCUGACUGAUGGUUAACUUAACUUUAGCUGCUGCUGCUGCCAUAAAAAUGUUUUUUACAGUAACACACACAUUCCAUAUUUAACAGUAAAACUUUAGUAUUUCAGUAUAUUU
Messenger RNA from Centropristis striata (black sea bass), 2910 nucleotides. RefSeq names its product ankyrin repeat and SOCS box containing 13a, tandem duplicate 2 (gene asb13a.2). Gene Ontology annotation, molecular function: protein binding. The record is from RefSeq and is a predicted model, not a curated record. The coding region runs from base 116 to 958 and encodes 280 amino acids. Lineage: Eukaryota; Metazoa; Chordata; Actinopteri; Perciformes; Serranidae. The transcript has 6 exons. Gene Ontology annotation, biological process: protein ubiquitination; positive regulation of protein catabolic process; intracellular signal transduction.